This is a messenger RNA of Myotis myotis, 1020 nucleotides long. It is a transcript of the gene CALHM3, whose product is annotated as calcium homeostasis modulator 3. NCBI's taxonomy places the organism in Eukaryota, Metazoa, Chordata, Mammalia, Chiroptera, Vespertilionidae. The record is from RefSeq and is a predicted model, not a curated record. The coding region runs from base 1 to 1020 and encodes 339 amino acids. Gene Ontology annotation, molecular function: monoatomic cation channel activity. The transcript has 3 exons.
AUGGAUAAGUUCCGCAUGCUCUUCCAGCACUUCCAGUCCAGCUCCGAGUCGGUGAUGAACGGCGUCUGCCUGGUGCUGGCCGUGGUCACUGUCAAGCUGUACUCCUCCUUCGACUUCAACUGCCCCUGCCUGGCGCGCUACAACACCCUCUACGGCCUGGGCCUUCUGUUCACACCCCCGCUCGUCCUUUUCCUCUGCGGCCUCCUUGCCAACCGGCAGUCCGUGGUGAUGGUUGAGGAGUGGCGCCGGCCCGCGGGGCACCGGAGGAAGGACCCAGGCAUCAUCAGGUACAUGUGCUCCUCUGUGUUGCAGAGAGCGCUGGCCGCCCCCCUUCUCUGGAUCCUGCUGGCCCUCCUUGAUGGGAAGUGCUUCGUGUGUGCCUUCAGCAGCUCUGUGGACCCUGAGAAGUUUCUGGACUUUGCCAACAUGACUGCCAGUCAGGUUCAGCUCUUCCUGGCCAAGGUGCCCUGCAAGGAGGAUGAGCUGGUCAGGGACAGUCCUGCUCGAAAAGCAGUGUCUCGCUACCUGCGGUGCCUGUCACAGGCCAUUGGCUGGAGCAUCACCCUGCUACUGAUCGUGGCGGCCUUCCUGGCCCGCUGCCUGAGGCCCUGCUUCGACCAGACGGUCUUCCUGCAGCGCAGGUACUGGAGCAACUACAUGGACCUGGAGCAGAAGCUCUUCGACGAGACGUGCUGUGAGCAUGCGCGGGACUUCGCACACCGCUGCGUGCUGCACUUCUUCGCCAGCAUGCAGAGCGAGAUGCGGGCGCGGGGGCUGGGGCGGGACCCCGAGCCCCCCGAGACGUCAGAGCCCCCGGAGGGCAUGGACGGCGAAAGUGGGAAGGCCCACCUGCGCGCAGUCUCCAGCCGGGAGCAGGUGAACCAUCUCCUGAGCACCUGGUACUCACGGAAACCGCCUCUGGACCUGGCGGCACCCCCCGGCCUCGGGGGGCGUGGCCUCAGCCACCGCGCUGCCCCGGCGGAGCCCGGGACCAGGCUGUCCCAGCACACCAACGUGUAG